Parasteatoda tepidariorum (common house spider) is the source of this 1964-nucleotide messenger RNA. NCBI's taxonomy places the organism in Eukaryota, Metazoa, Arthropoda, Arachnida, Araneae, Theridiidae. The record is from RefSeq and is a predicted model, not a curated record.
UAGGAUACAUGUUACUUUGUAACAGAUGUCUUAACUUAUAUUAUAAUCAAGCUUUUAUUCAUUACAUUGCCCCAGACGUUGUAACAUGUAUCUUUUCUCUGUGAUGGAAAGCUUAUUCUAAAUUUUGAAGUUAUAAACAUGUUGCCAGCGAAAGAAGUAAAAAGUAUUUUGUUUCAAAUAUAUGUUGACAAAUUAAUAAUUAUUUUAUAACCAUCCAGGAGAACGAUGUGUCUUCUAUCACGAAUAAUUCCGGCUCGUCUAGUGCUGACUUUUCUCGGCUUCUUGGGUCACGUCAAUCUCUACGCCAUGAGAGUAAACUUAAGUGUGGCAAUGGUUGCCAUGGUUGGAAACCAACGACCAACGAAUGGUAGCAAUGAAACAAUGGUCACUUGUCCAGAGCUGGUGAUUACAAAAAACCAAUCCUUGGAAAACGCCGAAAUGAUUAUUGGCGAAUUCGACUGGGAUUCUGAUGUUCAAGGUCAAGUCAUUGGCUCCUUUUUCUAUGGUUAUUUUAUAACUCAAAUACCUGGAGGUGUUUUGGCGGAAAAGUAUGGCGGAAAAUGGUUUUAUGGAGUAGGAGUGUUAGCUCAUGCAGUGUUCACUUUAUUGACACCUGUUGCGGCCAGAUUGAGUGUCUGGUUAUUGAUUGCUGUGAGAGUUGUGGAAGGAAUGGCAGGAGCAGCAGCAUUUCCAGCAAUGAAUGUCUUAAUCAGCCGAUGGGUGCCAAAAAUGGAGAGAAGCCGCAUUCAGACUGCUAUGUUUAUGGGUGUACUGGUUGGCACUAUUUCUGCUAAUAUGCUUACUGGAAUAUUGUGUGAAAGCUCAUUUCUAGGAGGAUGGCCGUCUGUCUUUUAUCUAUUUGGUUUUGUUGGUUGCAUAUGGUUUGUAUUAUGGACAGUACUUAUCUAUGAAUACCCAGAAGACCAUCCUCGUAUAUCAAAAAGCGAAUUAAUCCACAUUCAAGAAGGUACAAGUACUGUGAAGUCUAAAAAUAUUAGUGUACCUUGGAAGUCUAUUUGGACAUCGUUGCCGAUGUGGGCAGUUAUUGUGGCACAUUUUGGGCAAAACUGGGCGUUUUACACUUUGCUAACUAUGAUGCCGACAUAUCUAUCCAACGUUUUGCAUUUUGACAUGAAAGAUAAUGGAAUUGUCUCUGGUCUACCCUACAUGAUGAUGAUUAUAUUUGCAUUGCCAGCCAGUUUUGUUGCUGAUAAAUUAAGAGAAAGUGAACGCCUCCAAAUCACCACUAUAAGAAAAAUCAUGAACACCAUAUCUUUUUUCGGGCCAGCAUCAUGUGCCGUUGCAGUAGCAUUUACUGGUUGUCAUCCAAUGACCAUUAUAGCUAUAUUCAUUCUUUCGUUUGGAUUAAACGGUCUGAUAUAUUCUGGUUACAUUGUGAGCCAUGUCGACAUGAGUCCACAAUUUGCUGGUACGCUUUAUGGAAUAACAAAUGGAAUAGCCACGUUACCAGGUUUUCUUGCACCAGCAUUUAUUGGAUACAUUCUUAGCAGUGGACAAACUCUGAAAAACUGGGAAUUUGUCUUUCUGAGUUCAGCUGCAUUUCAUUUUCUAAGUGGUUUAUUCUAUAUCAUGUUUGCUUCUGCUGAAGAACAACCGUGGAAUGAAGUCAAACCAGAAGAAUCAUCAGUGACCAGAAAUGACUCUCUUUAUAAACCAAAAGUACAGUAUAAUGAAUACAAUAGCUGAUGCAUGACCACUGACCAGAAAUGACUCACUUAAUAAAGCAAAACUACAAUAGCUGAUAACCAGUGACCGGAAAUGAUUCACUUUAAGUGAAUUUACAAUAUAUAGUGAAUACUGUAGAUGAUAGAUGACCAGUGAUCGUAAAUGACUUCCUCUAUUUAUAGAGGGAGUCAUUUAAUAUAGUGAAUAUCUUCAAUAUAGUGAAUGUAACAGCUGGUUCAUUUUGAAUAUAUUUUUAAAUUAAAAAAAAUCCAUCUAAA